This is a messenger RNA of Anoplophora glabripennis (Asian longhorned beetle), 888 nucleotides long. RefSeq names its product rRNA methyltransferase 2, mitochondrial (gene Mrm2). Gene Ontology annotation, biological process: RNA methylation. Gene Ontology annotation, cellular component: mitochondrion. The transcript is spliced from 2 exons. The record is from RefSeq and is a predicted model, not a curated record. Gene Ontology annotation, molecular function: rRNA (uridine-2'-O-ribose)-methyltransferase activity. NCBI's taxonomy places the organism in Eukaryota, Metazoa, Arthropoda, Insecta, Coleoptera, Cerambycidae. The coding region runs from base 135 to 875 and encodes 246 amino acids.
UAAAUCAUCAUAAUGUAACCACUAAUUUUUCAUAAGAAAAUUGCAGCUAUAGAUGUAAUGAAAGUGAAAAUAUUGUAAUUUUAGUCACACUGCUCAAAUGAAGUAGUUAAUCAUUUUAUAAUUUAUUUAAAAAAAUGUUAGUGAAACCAUCCAUUAGGCAAUUUUCAUCAUGUUUGCAAAUAAUGCGAAGAAUUGCUCCCGAUGAGUUAAAAUCAAAGACUAAAAGUACAAGUUCUCAGCACUGGCUAUCGAGACAGUUGUCUGAUCCAUAUGUAGAAAAGGCAAAACUCAUGAACUAUAGAUGCCGAAGUGCUUUUAAGUUAAUUGAAAUCGAUGAUAAAUUUAAAAUUUUACAUCCAGGACAUACAGUUGUAGACUGUGGCGCUUCUCCCGGAUCAUGGACGCAAGUGGCAGUAAAACGAGUAAAUUCUGAUGGAAUGAAGACAGAUUUAUGCAAAGGAACAGUUUUAGCCAUAGAUCGGCAACAAAUUUAUCCUAUUGAGGGAGCGACGAUAUUCGGAAAUAUGGAUUUUACUGCGCUCGAGUCCCAAAAGAAAAUCGUUGGUUUCUUAAAUGGCAAAAAAGCAGAUGUCAUUGUAUCUGAUAUGGCAUCAAAUGCAACUGGAGUUCGUAGUUUGGAUAAUGAAAAUAUUAUAAAACUGUGCUACAUUGUUUUAAGAUUUGCUGUCCAGACAUCAAAAAAGGAUGCUUCUCUAUUAAUGAAGUUAUGGCAAUGCGGCGAGACAAAACAGUUAGAAAAUGAUAUUGCUAGAUUUUAUAAUAAUGUCAAAAUAGUUAAACCAAAUUCUAGUAGAUCAGAUUCUACAGAAAUCUUUUUGUUAGGGAGGAAUUUCAAAGGUCUAAAAAAUAACUAAAUUAUAGUAAGAA